AUGCAAAAGUUCGGGCGUUGGGUAGCUGGGAGAAUCGAAUCACUCACGGCGCCGGAGGAUAUUGGGAAAUUGACGGCGGAGAAUGCGUUUGGGGAUGAUGGUGUGGUUGGUGGCAAUGCGCCCGUUUUUAUCGGUGGGAUACCGUUAGUUAUGCCGUUGAAAGCGCUGGAGAAGGACCAGGGUAAUGCUCUGUUGAAAUAUUACGCGAUUUUUGGGGAGGGGAAAGGAGUUGCGUGGGAUUUGGAGAGGACGAAAUAUUUUCGGAAGGGGAUUCAUGCGUUGAUGGCAGAGGAGUGGGCGAGGGCGAACCUGGUGGUUUAA
Paracoccidioides lutzii Pb01 is the source of this 321-nucleotide messenger RNA. RefSeq lists its product as hypothetical. Bases 1 to 321 code for a protein of 106 amino acids. The transcript has 2 exons. The record is from RefSeq and is a predicted model, not a curated record.